This is a messenger RNA of Dovyalis caffra, 2313 nucleotides long. Lineage: Eukaryota; Viridiplantae; Streptophyta; Magnoliopsida; Malpighiales; Salicaceae. The record is from the annotation of a GenBank genome assembly.
AUGUUGAGAGCGAGUUGCGCAGAGUGGCAGGAAGUCCAAUCAUACAGUCCGUCAGGAUGUGUUGAUGAAUAUCCGGUUGAUCCUGUGGAGGGGGACAACACUAUGAACUCUUCAACGAGUGGUUUUACAAGCCACAAAGAAACCACCGCUGAAGCUGAUGAUACUAAUGCUGGCAAGGCAAAGGCUAUAGCUUUGAUUUCAGAUCAAACUGGAGGGGAACUCCCCUCUGUUUCAAUGAAUUUUCACGAAGCCACUGCACGUGAGAGAGAAACUGAAAGUUUCAGAGAGUUCCUGCAGUGUUUGUAUGAAAACGGUGAUGAUCACGUUGAGACUGAUAUAUUUGGGGGCCCUUUUUUUGGAGCACAGCACCACGAGCUAUUUUCAUCUCAGAAUAUCCAGUUGCAGGCUGCGGGUGGUCAACAUAAUGAACUUGGUGCGAGUUUUCAGUCAUUUCCUGAAUCUUUGCAGAGAGAUAAGGCAUAUACAGAUUCGAAAGAGAGCUUAGGAUCGCUAUCAAAAGGAUCUGUUACGGAGACUGGUCAGCGUCAUCGUGGCAUACGUAGACAUUUGCAUUUUGAAGCUGCAAUUGCCUGCAAGAAUACUGGCAAUGGGACUCAUGAGACAGCCAACUUAUGCUUACCAGCCCGUCAUACAGUCUUUGAGAGUUUGGUUCCACCUCAUGUUGAACCAAGAGGAAUCUCUGGCAGUUGGCAGGCCAGAAGUUGUGCUCAGACUGCAACAUUGUGGUCCUCUUUCUGCCCAUCUGAAUAUGAAUCUAUUAGAUCAGCUCGAAAUUGUGGAAACCGUGCUGUAUCAGCUUGUAUUCCAUCUGGUGGAGGUUUUCAUUUAAAUAGCGUUGAAAGACCCGAUUCCAUUGGCUCAGACUCCAGUAUGAGCAAGAAAUUGGGAAGUAAUCUGCACCAACAAGAGGAGAAGUUAAUCCCUGAUAGGGACCAUUAUUUAGGAAAGGAAAUGGAUGGUAUCCCAGUGCUAUCUUUUUCCCGGGAAAUUUAUACUCACUUGAGAGAUGAACAGCAGGAAAGUCAAGCUGCUGUGGGAGCAGGUUCUUCUGGUUAUCAAUCUAUUAGUAUUACGCAACCUCCUUGUGGUUCUCUGCAUUUGGUACCAUUUGAGCAGCAGGCAACUCUGUGCGAGGGGGCAAUGCCUUCUUCAGAAAAAGCUGACAUAGUCGAGUUAAACCAAAUGAGCCCUGAAAGGAAUAGGAAGAAGGCAAAAUACACCAUUAAGAGUGAGGGUUGCAGACGUUGCAACUGUAAGAGAUCAAGAUGCUUGAAGCUUUAUUGCGAGUGCUUUGCUGCUGGAGCUUAUUGUUUAGAUACUUGUACGUGUGAAAAUUGCUUUAACAAGCCUGAAUAUGAAGACACAGUUCUUGAUAUGCGACAACAAAUCGAAGCCCCCUCAAUUGGGAGUAUAUUUGAGGCGAAAAUGAUAUACAGAAGGAAGGAAAUUGGACGACACCAUCCUUAUCCAGGCACAAAAGUGGGUGCAACUGCAAGAAGUCAAAGUGUUCUAAAAAAUAUUGUGAAUGUUUUCAGGCUGGAAUUGGAUGCUGUGAUGGAUGCCGAUGUGAAGGAUGCUACAAUCCUUAUGGAAACAAAACAGGCUUGUACUUUGGAAUAUGCCCUUGAUCGCAUGCGUCGUAGGACAACUGAAGAAACAAUAUACAGAAGAGUUGAAAGGUGGGGUAAUCCAUCUCAGGAGCAGCAGGAUAGUUUGGAGAGUCAUAGUUACUGCAUUAAAGCUGAGAGACCUAAUCAAUUCUCAUCAACAUGGGAAGAACUUGCUGAUGUAGGCCAUCUGACUCCACCAUCACAUUGUCUCUUAGGUGCAGUGGCUUCUUCAGCUUCUCUCAACAUAAAGGACUGUUCAAAACUUUUGCUAGGCCAAUCGCAACAAGAAAGCAGCCUCCUCUCACCAUCUGGCUACCUUAAUUGGCGCCAUUCACCUUGUAGUCUUACUCCAAAAUUAUAUGGAAGUGAGGCUUUGCCCGAACUCAGUUCUGACAGCUUUUUCUGUAGCAUAUUGGAGGAUGAUACGCCCGAGACACUCAAGAACACUUGUACCCCCAUUACAAAGGGAGUGAAAUCUUGCUCACCUAAUCAAACACGGUUGUCUCCUUCACAAAUUCGUUCAAAUGAGUUAAGAUCAAGCUCGUCAUGGGGGUUGAGAAGUGGACGCAAAUUCAUUCUGGAGGAUUUGCCUUCUUUCCCUUCUCUUACUCCAUAUAGUAAGUCACAGGCUGGAAUCCAUCAAAAUGAUGGCGAUCAUAAAGGUAGCACUGGAUACCAAUGA